UCUCCCUCCCCAAAAUCCUCACUACUCUAUUUAGGGUUUUAGCGAGUCGUCGUCCUCGUCGUUGCGAGAGCGAGAGGGAGCUAGGGCCAAAGGGGGCGAGAAGCGGAGGCGGAGCUCGUAGCCAUGGCGUCCACCAAGGUCCAGAGGAUUAUGACCCAACCCAUCAAUCUCAUAUUCAGGUUUCUUCAAAGUAAAGCUCGUAUCCAGAUUUGGCUGUUCGAGCAGAAAGAUUUGAGGAUCGAAGGGAGGAUCAUUGGUUUUGAUGAGUACAUGAACUUGGUUCUGGAUGAAGCCGAUGAAAUCAAUGUCAAGAAGAAGACAAAAAAACCACUAGGGCGGAUUCUCUUGAAAGGAGACAACAUUACUUUGAUGAUGAGCACGGGAAAAUGAUGAGCACACCAUAUUUCUCUGAAGGCUGUCUAAAGCUCGAUUUGGCUAACUUGCGAACUAUGCUUUCUUUGUGCUAUUUAGACCAGGAUGUCAUAUGUUGUUUAAAACCUUUUUAUAGUACAUUGUAGACUGCAAUGCUUUGAUUAGUGUUGGUAACAACAAAAGCUUAGAUUUGUUUCUGCACUCGCAUAGUAUAGUGGUGCUUGUUCUAUGUCAAAUUGCAUCGGAACAUUAACCAAUUUCCCCCCCUUUUUUUUGAA
Ananas comosus (pineapple) is the source of this 650-nucleotide messenger RNA. RefSeq names its product small nuclear ribonucleoprotein E-like. NCBI's taxonomy places the organism in Eukaryota, Viridiplantae, Streptophyta, Magnoliopsida, Poales, Bromeliaceae. Gene Ontology annotation, cellular component: U5 snRNP; U1 snRNP; U4 snRNP. The transcript has 6 exons. Gene Ontology annotation, molecular function: RNA binding. The coding region runs from base 124 to 390 and encodes 88 amino acids. The record is from RefSeq and is a predicted model, not a curated record. Gene Ontology annotation, biological process: spliceosomal snRNP assembly; mRNA splicing, via spliceosome.